This is a messenger RNA of Belonocnema kinseyi, 1936 nucleotides long. It is a transcript of the gene FipoQ, whose product is annotated as F-box/LRR-repeat protein 7. The record is from RefSeq and is a predicted model, not a curated record. Gene Ontology annotation, cellular component: SCF ubiquitin ligase complex. The transcript has 7 exons. Bases 204 to 1751 code for a protein of 515 amino acids. Gene Ontology annotation, biological process: SCF-dependent proteasomal ubiquitin-dependent protein catabolic process; positive regulation of protein ubiquitination. NCBI's taxonomy places the organism in Eukaryota, Metazoa, Arthropoda, Insecta, Hymenoptera, Cynipidae. Gene Ontology annotation, molecular function: protein binding.
UUGAACACAUCGGCAGUCGCAUUAUCCUCACUCGCAGGAAAAUCCAUAUUAUCUUUAACAAAGAAUUAUAAAAUAUGUGAAAAAUAAAUCAGUUGCUUAAAUCAUAUAAUUAAUAUAACAAAUUAACAUUUGUUUUCACGAAAAUAUACACAUUGAAGAAAGAAUUUUAAUUUUAAAGAAAAUUUAUUUUUAACAGACUAAAAAUGGAGGGUUUGGAUGUUUGGGGUCAAAUUGCUGUUGAGACUUCACAGAUGUACGUUUCCGAAGGUGGUGUAGUGAAAAGUAGAUUCGCAAGUACAACUAUAGAAAAAUUGCCGGAAAAGGUCAUUUUAAACAUCUUCAGUUACUUAAGUCAUCGAGAAAUUUGUAGUAUGGCACGUGUUUGUAAAAGAUGGCGUCAAAUCGCAUACGACACACGCUUGUGGAAAUAUGUAUCUUUGAGACCAGAAAUUAGCGGCCUUCAUGUUGGCUCACUGGAAAAUCUUCUGCAAUUAAUCAGCACUCGGUUUGGCUCUUCACUAAGAUAUAUUGAACUUCCAAUAGAACUUAUCACACACACCGUAUUGCACGAACUGGCCAACAAAUGUCCUAAUUUAACUCAUAUGCUGCUCGACUUUUCAACAGCUAUGCAACUACAUGACUUUUCAGAGAUGCAAGCAUUUCCGACAAAAUUAAAGUAUAUGUGUAUUUGCUUGUCUGAAGUCAUAUUUAUGGAAGGCUUUAUGAGAAAAAUAUACAAUUUUAUCAACGGUCUCGAAAUACUUCAUUUAAUAGGUACAUAUGAAAAGGUCGAAGAAGAAGAAGAAGAAAUCUACGAAGUGAUAAAUGUCCAUAAAUUAAAAUCUGCAACGCCAAAUUUAAGAGUUAUUAACCUUUACGGAAUUAAUUUUGUGGACGAUUCUCAUAUCGAUGCUUUUUCAUCAAAUUGUAUUCAACUUGAAUGUUUAGCAGUAAAUUUAUGUGCGAAGGUCACUGGAUCAACGAUGAAGACUCUUUUUCAAAGAAGUAGAAGGUUAAAGUGCCUUCUUAUGCAAGGAACUAAUCUUCGCAGUGAGCAUGUAAUUCAAGUAGAAUGGGAGAAAACAUCAAUUCAAGAACUGGACAUAACAGCCACAGAUUUAUCGACGGACUGCCUUAUCGACAUGUUAACAAGAAUACCCGGUUUGCGGUUUUUGAGCGCUGGACAACUAAAUGGGUUUAAUGACAGCGUGCUGAAGGCUUGGGCAGAAAUUGGCAAUCCGAGAAAUUUGAUAGCUCUUGACCUGGACAGUUCAGAUAAUUUGAGUGAUGAUGCGCUGCAUAAAUUCUUAUCACGACAUGGUCAUCAACUCUGGGGCAUUACCUUGUCUGGCAUGCCUCACAUAACGGAUCAACUUUGGCAGAGCAUUUUACCAAUUUUAACAAAUGCAAAAAUCGUGGUGAUGGGAACACACGAAAGGCUUGGUGUUAAUAUUCAUGUUGAUCAGCUGAUGGAUGGAAUGGCAAACAACUGUCCAAAUUUGGAAAGAUUGGAAUUACGGUGGGAUCCAGAGAAUCUCAGAUUUUCAGACAAAAGCCAAAAAGCAAUAGACAUUCUGCGUGUAAAGUGUAUAAAGUUGAGAUGUUUGGUUCUUAGUGACGGAAGGUACUAUGAGAUAGUGAAAGCAAAUUUUGAACGUGCGGACAGAUUGACAGUUGUCCGAACAACAACCUGCUGCAGGGUUUCUAAUUAUUAUUUACUUCAAGACUAUAAAGACUUAAUUUUCAACUAAUUGAAAAAUAUUUUAGGUUUAACAUUAGCAUUUUAAUUUUGAUAAAGUGAAAAAUUAAAUUGUGUUAGUAUACAGUAGAAACUAAAUGAAAACCAAGCUCAAUAAACAUUGUUUAUGUGCAUAAUAUCCACACCACAUCUACAUAUCUCCGACCAAAAUACAAAUCGUCGUCCUAUUAUAGUGAA